AUGAUCAUCGAGGACGCAUCAUCCGCCUCUACAAGUCCCCCUUAUUCUCCGACCACCGAAGGUAGCGAAAUCUUCGUUGACUCGCCGAAGGUCCACACAGAUGGUUCCGACGAGAUCGCCCUCCACAAAGCGGAGCCGUCAUCUCAGGCAGUCCCAGAUAUCUCCGUUGAAGAAAUCGACGAAAAUACGCCUACGAUUCGACAAUCCCUUGAUGAUUUCGAACGAAGCUUUGCUCGUCCUUGGACGAGGAAAACGCUGCAACUGUGCAUGGUUCCAGAACCUGUUGCUCGUUUCAUUGAAACGCCUACUGUGUUGGCAUUCGCAUUGGCGACAGGAUAUUUCAUCUUUGUUGCGUCCUUGUAUUCGAUGAAGAAGAUUGUUGUCUGGUCUACAAGUUUGGCAUACCGCAUCUUCACCAACUCCGUCUCUUACAGCUUGAGCAUGUUCGGGUUCCUGCUAUCAGCUCUCGUCCUUUUUACGAUCCUUGCGACGAUCUUCAUCUCCAUUAAGGCCUGCAUCUUCGCCCCAUUCCACCUCCUCCAGUUCCUUUCCGGAGUAUCGACCUGGCACGAAGCGGCCGGCGAUAGCAGGCAAUUCCAAAAUGUUAAUGCCUGUUGGGAGCCAUAUCUCACUGAGUUCCAGCGGCACCUCGAAGAUCAAGGAAUCAACAUCCAAAGUAUGAUCCAGCAACUCCGAUCGUAUUACCAAGCCUUUCAACUAAUGUUCUCUGGAUACUCGCAAGUGAUGCAGGGCAGGAACUUUGACGAGCAGGGGAGACAAUGGGCCAAGUUUGCAUGGAAGAAGACUCUCAGGCUUGGGUUCUUCACUUGGGUCUCUCUCAAGUGGAUGGGGUGGGUCUCGGUGAUGGUGUUCUAUGGCUCAGCAUGGCUUUUCAGAAUGCUCCGGGGACAGCGUAGAGCUGGGCGAGGGGUGCGCGGGUAG
This is a messenger RNA of Coprinopsis cinerea okayama7#130, 942 nucleotides long. RefSeq lists its product as hypothetical. NCBI's taxonomy places the organism in Eukaryota, Fungi, Basidiomycota, Agaricomycetes, Agaricales, Psathyrellaceae. The transcript has 5 exons. The coding region runs from base 1 to 942 and encodes 313 amino acids. The record is from RefSeq and is a predicted model, not a curated record.